Messenger RNA from Dicentrarchus labrax (European seabass), 3372 nucleotides. It is a transcript of the gene mknk1, whose product is annotated as MAPK interacting serine/threonine kinase 1. Gene Ontology annotation, cellular component: cytoplasm; nucleus. NCBI's taxonomy places the organism in Eukaryota, Metazoa, Chordata, Actinopteri, Moronidae. Gene Ontology annotation, molecular function: calmodulin binding; calcium-dependent protein serine/threonine kinase activity; ATP binding. Bases 166 to 1554 code for a protein of 462 amino acids. Gene Ontology annotation, biological process: peptidyl-serine phosphorylation; intracellular signal transduction; protein autophosphorylation. The record is from RefSeq and is a predicted model, not a curated record. The transcript is spliced from 14 exons.
GAAGUGGGCGGGGCCAACGUCUGUUGAUGUGUUUUCCCGCCCUGUGCGUCACUAGCCGUCUGACUGAUGGAUCUCAGCUAGCAAUGGACGCUUACAUCAGCUGUCAGAGGCUUUGACAGAGGGGGAUUUGGCUGGUUUGGGACGCAGAGAGUCCAGUUGGCAGAUAUGGUGAGGCACAGCAUGAUGACAGAGCUGCAAGCCUUCCAGCACUCUUUCCAGGGUAACUCCCUGGCUGUAGGCCAAGUGGGGCAGAGCUGCAGGGGAACGGAGGAGAAUGGUGUUGCUUCAGAGGACAGACAGCACCUUUCCCAGGGCCCAGCAGAAAUGGAGAAAAGCCAGCCAGUGAACAUCCCAGAUGCAGCUAAAAGAAAGAAGAAGAAAAGAACGAGAGCAACUGACAGCUCCACAGGCACUUUUGAUGAUCUCUACAAAUUGACAGACGAGGUGCUGGGUCAGGGGGCUUAUGCUAAAGUUCAAGGAUGCAUAAGUCUGCAGAAUGGACAGGAGUUUGCUGUGAAGAUCAUAGAAAAGAGCGCCGGGCACAGUCGCAGCAGAGUGUUCAGAGAAGUGGAGACUCUCUACCAGUGUCAAGGAAACAGGAACAUUUUGGAAUUAAUUCAAUUCUUUGAAGACAGCGCCUGCUUUUAUUUGGUAUUUGAAAAACUGCGUGGAGGCUCCAUUCUUACACACAUUCAGAACCGAAAGCACUUCGAUGAGCUUGAGGCCAGUAAGGUUGUCAGGGACAUUGCCCAAGCUCUUGACUUCCUACACACAAAAGGCAUUGCCCACAGAGACCUUAAGCUAGAGAACAUCCUUUGUGAAUACACUGAUCGGGUGUCCCCAGUUAAGAUCUGCGAUUUUGACUUGGGAAGUGGAGUGAAGCUCAGCAGUGCCUGUACGCCCAUAACGACUCCAGAGCUCACCACACCGUGUGGCUCAGCAGAGUACAUGGCUCCAGAAGUAGUGGAGGUGUUCACCGAUGAGGCCUCGUUCUACGACAAGCGCUGUGACCUUUGGAGUCUUGGGGUCAUCCUCUACAUCCUGCUGAGCGGCAGCCCCCCCUUCACAGGCCACUGUGGCACCGACUGCGGCUGGGACCGCGGAGAAACCUGCAGAACCUGCCAGAGUCACCUGUUUGAAAGCAUCCAGCAGGGCAAGUAUGAAUUUCCAGAGAAGGACUGGGCUCACAUCACAGAGGGGGCCAGGGAUCUCAUAUCCAAGCUGCUGGUUCGGGACGCAACUCUGCGCCUUAGUGCUGCUCAGGUCCUCAAGCACCCAUGGGUGCAGGGGAAUGCCCCAGAGAGAGGUCUUCCAACGCCUCAUGUUCUACAGAGGAACAGCAGCACCAAAGACCUGACCCAGUUUGCAGCAGAAGCCAUCGCCUUUAACCGGCAGCUAUCCCAGCACGACGAGCAGCAGGAGGAUGUCGGAGCCAUCGUUUGCUCCAUGAGGCUUUCUCCUCCUUCCAACUCCAGGCUGGCCCGCAGACGGGCACAGUCCAACGCUCUGCGCACCGGGGACUUCGCACCUGCAUCGGACAACCUCGCAGCCUGAAGGGACCAGUACCAAGUCCCCGUCAUUUUUUUUUAUGACUGAUUUUAAGCUCUCUACCUGCACCUUGUGUGUGUGUGUGUGUUUUGUUUUCACAGGCAGCUUUGUAGGAUCACAGUAUCAAAAGUAGUGACUGUUCUGUUCUUGGAGUUAAGGCUCUUUCCCAUGGCCAGUAAUCUUAUCACCUAGACAGAGUUUGAGCACCAAGGGAACAGUUAAUCCUCGGCUGCCACCUAAUUGAAAACAUAGUUGAAACUCCUGAGAUUUGUCCAGGAAUUGUUUUAAGCUGCCUUAGUUUGAGAAAAUGUUUGGAUUUAUUUUUACGGAUUUAUUUAUUUUCUAUUCAGUGUUGAUGACAUUUACGAUGACCCCAGUACAGCAGAAACAACUCUUAAUGCCAGCAGUUUAUAGUAAACAGCAAAUCAGUACAUAUCAUUAUCAACACAGCAUUACAUAGGUUCAGUACAGUUUCUGUCCUAAUGCAAUAUUCUCUCAUUUUAAUAGAUUUAAUGUUUCUUGUUGUCCAGCUGUGAAUUUGUUCAUUCUAUUGAAAUGCUACUUAUUGCUUCUCAGUCACCAGAGGAAUGGGAUGAGUUAUCUCAUAUUUUUUGCUUUAAUAAGCAUGUCAGUGUAUGUGAUUUGAUGUGUGUGUGUGUGUGUGUGUGUGUGUAAGAAUAGACUACACUUAUAGGAGAGUGUCCAUAUUUUACUUAUUAGUCAUUCUUGUGGAGGCUCCAUAGAACUUAGAGAGAGUGCAGGGAUGUGAAUGGAUUUUGAAGUUACAGAAGACCCUUUUUUUUUGUAUUUCUUAUCAUUUACUUCAACACAAGCUACCUGUAGCACUGAUAUACUUUAAAAGAAGUCACUUAUUUAGUUUAUCUGAAAGGGAGAAUAUUACAUCAUUACUGAUGAGUUUGGGCCAACAAUGUGGAUUUGACACCUACAGUGAUAUUUUUAUUGAAGGGGUUGGUUUUAAUAACUUUUUAUCCUCAUUAGAGUCCAACAUUACUUCAGGCUCUUUUUUUGCACCACGUCUUUGCACGUUUUGUACUGUACAAAUGUACGCCUUCCCAAAAAGACUUGCUUAGUUUCUUAUCGUCUUACUUGAUAUCUCGGAGUGUUUUUAGUCUGACUAAUGACUUGUUUUGGUUGUAUGUAGUUAUUGAGACUUAAAAGGGGUUUGUGAAUAGGUGAUAGUUAAACUUUGUAGUAAACUGGAGGAUUCCAUACUGAUGUUGAGGGGAAUUAUUUUUAUACAAGUAUUUGUAUGUUGUUCAGUUUUCUAUUUUUGGUUCUGAAUUUGCCAAUGGAAAGAAUAAUGGAUUGAUUUUCUUUAGUUCACCAAGUUGCUGAUAAUUACUUCAGAUCCUUUUUUUUGAAGAAGAAAUAUUUAGAUUUUUUAAUUUUUGUUUCCUUCGUUGAGGAUCCCGUUUAUGUUUUAAAGAAGUCACUGAUGACAGUCUUAUCACUUCUAUUUCACCUCACCAGCUAACUUCAUAUGUUGCUUGUUGACAUGUCCCCAGAUUUCACACUGUUGCCAUGGGCACCCCAUCCCUAUAGCAACUAAGGGCCUUCAUAGGCUGGCAGGAAUAUACAGAGAAACAUCCACUUGCUAUGUUAAAGCCCACUCACUGCAUUAUGAAUCAUAAAGGACUUGUUUCCCCCCAUCAACUAGUAAUUGCAUCUAAUGAGAUACAGUAAUUGGUGUGCCAUUAAGGAGUCCCAUUGUCACAAACUCUUAUGGGAUCCUAUGCAUAAUGCUCUGUGUAGAGUAUAUUUUCAUUGGUAUGCUGUGUUCUCAAUAAAAAGAUCCUUAACAUC